AUGGCCACGAAGGAAGCAAAGAAGGAGUUGGUCCAGAAAUUCGUCCAUGAGAACGCGGUGAGCGUCGCAGUGACGAGGGGACGCAUCGGCCAAACCAAGGAGGAUAUUGGGAAGGCCGAACAGGAUCUUGGGAAGCCGAAGGGUAAAGACUCUCCCAAAGAAGCGAGUCCUAAGGCCGAAGCAAGUCUUACAACUAAACAGAGGCUUGAAGGUGACCUAGCCGUCUUCGAGAGCGAGUUGAAGGUCCAUAAGGCUGUGGAGGAGGAGUUGGACAAGAUGUUGCCACCUAUGGAGGAGCGCUGA
This is a messenger RNA of Clonostachys solani, 303 nucleotides long. The record is from the annotation of a GenBank genome assembly. Lineage: Eukaryota; Fungi; Ascomycota; Sordariomycetes; Hypocreales; Bionectriaceae.